Messenger RNA from Coccinella septempunctata (seven-spotted ladybird), 929 nucleotides. Its product is annotated as putative gustatory receptor 2a. The record is from RefSeq and is a predicted model, not a curated record. Gene Ontology annotation, cellular component: dendrite; axon; neuronal cell body. The transcript is spliced from 3 exons. Lineage: Eukaryota; Metazoa; Arthropoda; Insecta; Coleoptera; Coccinellidae. Gene Ontology annotation, biological process: sensory perception of taste. Bases 265 to 921 code for a protein of 218 amino acids.
AAUUGUUUACAGACACCCUGUAUAGUUUAUGAAAAAUUUUAAAAUUUUCAUUACUCCAUACUGAUCACUGUAAUUUUCUUCAUACUAUUCUUGUCAGCUUUUCUACAAAAUUUCAAUCAAAAAUUCUUAUUUUCAGUUCUGGCAGUGCAAUUCUCUCCGUUCAUCCCUUAUGCAUGUAUCUAUCAUCGAGAUUAUCCACGUCUUUUCUUCAUAAUCUUCUUGCCCAGCUGGAGUUCCAUCGUUCUCUCAAACUGCGUUUCGUCAAUGGUGUGGCUCCUUCAAGAAAGGCUCAAAUUGAUAAAUUCCCUACUACAAAAGAUAGUGGACGAAAACCCAAACGGCGUCAGUUUCAUCGAGAACAAGAAGCAGGAAAAAAACUUGAAAAUUCUGUGCAGGGUUUGCUCUUGGCAUCACGAUAUUAUCAAGCUUAUCGCCUUGACCAACGAAACUUUCGGACUGAAAACUGUGGUGUUCUUCGGUUUUGCCUUCAUGGUGAUCGUGAUGCAGGUCUUCCUGUCCUGUCAAUUGUUCAAGAGGGAAAUCCAAUGGAAAUUCCUUUUGGAAUACUUGUUAGCAGUAGCAAGUUAUUCGUACACCGUGUAUAAAAUCUGCAACAUCUGUGAAUACACCGUUAGGGAGGCAAAACGAUCUGGUUUGCUCAUUCAUCAGAUAGAAACUGAGGAUUUUGAUAUGAGGGACGAAAUCGAGAUGUUUUCGUUGCAAAUAGCCAACGAAAAUAUAGAAUUCAGCUCCGGUGGAUUUUUCCCGAUUGAUUACAGUCUUCUCUUCUCGAUUAUUGGAGGUGUAACAACGUACAUAAUAAUAUUGAUACAGCUCGACAGUUCCGAUCCGGAGCAUACAGUUGACGGAAACACGACUGCUAUCUCUUCGAUUUCACUAUUUUCUACUCCCUCUUACUAGAGUAUUAU